GUUUCAUCCCUCAGCCUCAGGCUGAGCCGGACCGAGCCGAGAGGACCCGAGUGGGGCCGAGGCCAGUAGCCCCGGGGCCCUGAGCAGAGGCCGUAGCUUGCGCCGCACCCGCGGCCAGGCGGAGCCAAAGAUGCCGGCCUCUGCUGCGCGGCCCCGCCCGGGUCCCGGGCAGCCUACAGCCUCGCCCUUCCCGCUACUGCUGCUGGCGGUGCUGAGCGGCCCGGUAUCCGGCCGCGUCCCCCGCUCGGUGCCCAGAACCUCGCUUCCAAUCUCUGAGGCUGACUCCUGUCUCACCCGGUUCGCAGUCCCUCACACAUACAAUUACUCUGUUCUCCUUGUGGAUCCUGCCUCCCACACACUUUAUGUUGGCGCCCGGGACACCAUCUUCGCUUUAUCCCUGCCCUUCUCAGGGGAGAGACCCCGCAGGAUUGACUGGAUGGUUCCUGAGGCUCACAGACAGAACUGUAGGAAGAAAGGCAAGAAAGAGGACGAAUGUCACAAUUUUGUCCAGAUUCUCGCCAUUGCCAAUGCCUCUCACCUCCUCACUUGUGGCACCUUCGCUUUUGAUCCGAAGUGCGGGGUUAUUGAUGUGUCCAGGUUCCAGCAGGUUGAAAGACUUGAGAGUGGCCGGGGGAAAUGUCCUUUUGAGCCAGCUCAGCGGUCAGCAGCUGUAAUGGCUGGGGGGGUCCUCUAUGCUGCCACUGUGAAAAACUACCUGGGGACGGAGCCAAUUAUCACCAGAGCAGUGGGUCGUGCCGAGGACUGGAUUCGGACAGAUACCUUGCCUUCCUGGCUGAACGCCCCAGCCUUUGUCGCAGCCGUGGCCUUGAGCCCAGCCGAAUGGGGGGAUGAAGAUGGAGACGACGAAAUCUACUUCUUCUUUACGGAGACUUCCCGAGCAUUUGACUCAUACGAGCGCAUUAAAGUCCCACGGGUGGCCCGUGUGUGUGCGGGGGACCUCGGGGGCCGGAAGACCCUCCAGCAGAGAUGGACGACGUUUUUGAAAGCUGACCUGCUCUGUCCAGGGCCUGAGCAUGGCCGGGCCUCCAGUGUCCUGCAGGAUGUUGCUGUGCUUCGACCUGAGCUUGGGGCAGGGACUCCCAUCUUUUAUGGCAUCUUUUCUUCCCAGUGGGAGGGGGCUACUAUCUCUGCUGUCUGUGCCUUCCGACCACAAGACAUUCGGACAGUGCUGAAUGGUCCCUUCAGAGAACUAAAACAUGACUGCAACAGAGGACUGCCUGUCGUGGACAAUGAUGUGCCCCAGCCCAGACCUGGAGAGUGCAUCACCAACAACAUGAAGCUCCGGCACUUUGGCUCAUCUCUCUCCCUGCCUGACCGCGUACUCACCUUCAUCCGGGACCACCCACUCAUGGACAGGCCAGUGUUUCCAGCUGAUGGCCACCCCCUGCUGGUCACUACAGAUACAGCCUAUCUCAGAGUCGUGGCCCACAGGGUGACCAGCCUCUCAGGGAAAGAGUAUGAUGUGCUCUACCUGGGGACAGAGGAUGGACACCUCCACCGAGCAGUGCGGAUCGGAGCUCAGCUCAGCGUUCUUGAAGAUCUGGCCUUAUUCCCAGAGCCACAGCCAGUUGAGAACAUGAAAUUGUACCACAGCUGGCUCCUGGUUGGCUCCCGUACUGAGGUGACACAAGUGAAUACAACCAACUGUGGCCGUCUCCAGAGCUGCUCAGAGUGCAUCCUGGCCCAGGACCCAGUCUGUGCCUGGAGCUUCCGGCUGGAUGAGUGUGUGGCCCAUGCCGGGGAGCACCGAGGGUUGGUCCAAGACAUAGAGUCAGCAGAUGUCUCCUCUUUGUGUCCUAAAGAGCCUGGAGGUAAACGUCCUUGGAAAAAAGGGAAUAUGAACCUACAGGAUUCCAGUCAACAAAAUAAGCUGUCCACAUGCUACCUCUACAAAGAGACGGUGUCUCACCAUGUUGCCCAGCCUAGUCCCAAACUCCUGGCCUCAUGUGAUCCUCUCGCCUUGGCCUCCCCAAAGUGUUGGGACUACAGGUGUGAACCACUGUGCCCUGUCUUAUUGAGGGAGUUUAAAGCCUGGUGCUUGAAUGCUGUCAAUAACUGAGGUAACUUACAAGGUACCCAAGUUUACCUUUGAGCUACUCUGACUUCCAAAGGGUCUUCUUUAGGUUCAGCUGAAAUCUGUCUUUUCCAAUUUUCCAAUCAUUAGUCCUCAUGUCACCCCUUGGGGUACACACAGAAUAUCUCCAGCACCUUUCCCAGCUGACCCAGACUAUGGCCCACUUUACUACCAUAAUCCAUCUGAGUCACCUCUGUGGAUCAGAUACCUCCUAGGUUUUCAGCCAUUCUCCACAUGACAUGGCUUCAGGAACUAUCCCCUACACCCACAUGCUGAGUUUGCAAUGCCUCAGGGGGACCUCCAAGUGAAGAUGCCACAUAGGCUGUUGGAUAAAUAAUCUGACAUUCAGAGGGAGGACUAAGAUAAUGGAUAUAGAUUUGAGAAUCAUUAGCUCAUGUUGGGGGUGGUUGAAGGUAGUUGAGGUCACCUAUGGAAACUGUAAGAUUAAGAGAGGAUGGAACCUGGGGGAAGAUAGAUUGUUCAAGGGUAGGUGGAGGAAGAUGGAGGAGCAUACAAGAGACAUGGAGAAGGAGCGGUUGGAGAGGCAGGGGAAUGACCAAGAGAGUGUUACCAUAGAAACUCAGGGAGGAGGGUGUUCAAAAUAGGGAUAGCAGUGAUGUCUAAUAUAGCAGAGGCCCAGGCAUUUGUCAGCUUCUCAGAAGAAGUGAGAAUGAGAACUAGAGAACAUAGGGCUGAGGAGAGAAUGGGAGGGCAGAAGUGGAGGCAGGGAGUGAAGACAACUUUUUGAGCUGCUAGCUGGGAAGGGGAGUCAAAGGAGUGCCAUUUGUGAUUAGGGUGGGAGAGACCCGAGCUUGUUUCAAUGCUAAUGGAAAGAGCCAGGAGGAGGAUGAGGUGGAAGAUAUGAGGAGAGUGGGUGGAAGAUAUGCGGAGAAUGGGAAGAACACCACGGCUGACAUGGUCUUGAGGAAGAGCGUUGGGGGCAUGAAAGGACAGUGGAGGGAAUUAUUCUUAAAUAAUCUGCAGAAAGGACAGAUAAUUCACAGAGGGGGAGGAAAGGCAAUGUGGAUGGGCUUCAGAGCAGACAUCUCUGAAAGAAUGUAGGGGUAGGGUAGAGGGCAAGAUGUCUAGUUUUGCCUUGACGUAGUAGAUGAGGUCAUCUGUUGCCAGUAAAGGGAGCAAUGGUAGAGUAAGGGUCUGAGAAUAAAUGCCACAUGUGGGAAUAGGUUCCCCUGCUCCUCACUAAAUGAUAUGUCUCCUGCCUGACCCUGAGUAGCACCAUGGCUCCUGCUGCCCCCUACCCCAUCCAUGGCAUUGGAUCCAACCAUUGGCCUGAAUGGGACCUCAGUUUAUUAUCUUCAGCCUCGCAGGCUAGAUUGCUGAUUAAUACUCUUGUUGUCCAAACUCUUCUCUUAGAUAAGGCAGAGCCUGGGGGUGUGGGAGGGAUUCUUCCAAGUGCUUUAGAAAAAUCAUUUAUUCCUCAAGCAAUCAUACAAAGUAGGCACUAGUGUUAUCUCCAUAAAAAAACUGAGGCACAGAGAGGGUAAGUAACUUGCUCAAGGUCAUUCAGUUGGAAGAGCAGAGCUAGGAUUCAAAUCUCAGGCACUGGUUCCAGAGACCAUGUUCUUAACUUUCUUUAGUAAAAGAAAGUGAAGGUAACAUGCAGAACAAAGGACAGAAGGAAGGUGAAGAGACAGUUCUAAUGGUGUUUCAGUUCCUGGUUCUUGUGCUUGAGGUCUCUGGAGAAUUCCUGGUUCCUGCUUUCUUGAGGCUUAAUUCUUCAGUUAUUCAUUUGAUGCUGUGAGAUACCCCAGUGUCAUUCUAGUAAAACAUGAAAUUGGAGAGAUUCAGCUGGAGGUUCUGAUGCAUUCCUGGGACACUUAGCCUUCAGUAGCCCCUGAUAUUUGGGGAUCUCUGAUGGGUGGGGUAUGGCUUAGCCAGAGGGGAAUGUGUAGCACCCAGCUGCCUUGCUUGUGGGAGAGGAUGGGGCUGUUGAGGUUACUGAGCUGGAACGGGCAUGGAGGUCUCCAUUGUUCUGACCUUGCCUUUCCUGGAUUGCCCCACAUUCCAUCCUAUUGAGGUGAUCACUGGUUCACUGGCAGAGAUGGGACACUGUUUAUCAGUUCCUUCUGGGUUUCCCUUCCUUCCUUACCCAGCCUGGGACCCACUAGCUUUUUCAGCUACAUUCUCAUCAAUGAAUCCCACCUUUCUCUCCCUGCGCACCUGUCAGUGUCAGGCCAUCUCCCAGUCCUGAAUCAGCCCUACCAUUUAUUUUCUCUAGUCGAACUCAGCUAUAGAAAAUUCCACAGCCAGGUUGAGUGGUUCCAGAACAAAUUUAUGACUUCCAACCUCAGCUGUGUUCACAAUGCUGCUAAAAAAAUCUUUUCAUUCAGUCAGUACUUUUCAGAUACCCCAAGUCCAUUGCUCUGAGCUCUCGCCAUGCUCCGUGAGUCCCUCCCCCAACCUCAGCACCUCUCGUUGUUUGUAGCCUCUAUCUUCACAGCUGGGGGCAGGGGUGAGAUGCAUAUUGACUGAGUAGUUGGUGAAGUGGUACAUGCUGUGCCUAGAGUAUGAAAAGAAAUGAAAUUGGAGGAUUCUCACAUCACACUAUGAAAUCUUUGUCACUUGUUUCAGUUUAGAGAUAUGCAAAGUCACUGAAAAGAAGCAAGUUGGAUCCCAGGUCUGGAGUAUGGCUUUAACCUGUCUAAAAAGAAUGUGUCUAUUUACAAGGGUCUUGGGCAGCCUGGAAGCCCAGGAAAAAGGUAAUCCCAGAGGUCAACCAUUCCAGCCGUUGAGCAAUUGCAAUUGAUCACACAUACACUCAUGGAGUUCCAGUGGGACCCCGAUGAGAAGGGCAUUGUGGUAAACUUGAGCUUCAUAAUGCUGCAGCUGCAGCAAUUUGGGGAACACUGAGAUCUCUCCAUGGCUCUUCCGAGCCUCUCAAAAACAUUUAACACAAUCAUCAGGAUUAGGGACCUGACAGCCAAGAGGUAAGUUUGGCAGCCCUGAGGCAUUUGCUUUUAACAAGCUCCCAUGAUGAUGUCAACUCCCCAAUUUAUAUCUCUAGCCCUCUUGCUUGAACUUCAGACUAUUGACAACUGUUUACAGAACAUCUGCUCUUGAGUGUUGAAGUGACAUCUCAAAUUCAAGAUGACCAAAACUUAACUCCUUCCUCUGCCCUGAAACCUGUUCUAUCUGCAGUCAUCUCCAUUCAGUUCAUGUUUAUGAUACAGCUAAAAUUGCUCAUCAGCAUCUAAUGAAGCAACGAAGCAACUUUGUCAAUCAGACAUUGUUGUUUUACUUUCUUUUUCUUCCAUAAACUUACUCUAUGGUAGUUCUUUUGUUAGUAUGGACUUUGAACUCUUCCUGGGCAUCUCCAGACCUGGUCUCUCAUCAAAAGGCUGAUCUCAUCUAAUUAGGGCCUGAGGACUGCAAGGGAGGGAAGAUCAAGGGGAAUCCUAGAAACCUGGAUUCCGUUCAGGCAGGAAAGCAGAUUGAUGAUCAAUGGCCUGGGUCCAUGCCACUUACUGCUUGUGAGACUAGGAAAGUUAUUUACUUUCCAGACGAUUCAUAGAUCAACCUAGGGGAGGGGGUGUUGAUUAAAUGAGAAUAUGUAUAGUCACUGAUGCAUAGUAAAAGCUCAGUUAACUACUGGUAGUAAUGCUUUAUCUUAGGAUAUUCUGAGCUAGAAAUAAAGUAAAAAAUGAAAUUGAUUUGGGAGCCUAAAGAAAUUAUCCUGAAAUGCAUAAAGAGAAACAUGUAAAAUACUCAUUGAAAAGCUGAAAUGGAAAAUGGUCAUUUUCCCAUAGAUAUUGGUGGUUCACUUCAUAAAUCUUUCUGAAUUAAUCCUUUAAUUCAGUAUGUAUUUAUUGAGCAUUUACUAUAUGUUAGGCUGUUAGGCACUGCUCUAAAUGCUGAAGAAAAAUCCGUGAGCAAAACAGGUGAAAAUCCCUACAUUUCUGAAGCUAACCUUCUAUUGGGGGUCAUAUAUUGAACAAAAUAAAUAAUACUACGGGUUGGAGGAAAGGAGAUGAUUCAUUUGGAGUUUUUAAGUAGAGUGAUCUGGGACCUAACGUCAUCUUCUGAGCUGGGGGAAGAUACAAAAAAAUCUUAAAAUAUAGUCCCAGCCCUCCAGAAAUGCACAUUUUGGUUAAGGAAAUAAGACAGGAUUCACAUGCCAAUUUUGGUGAUAGAACAAACAAGGCAUUAUUAUGUACAUGGAGACAAGCAAUGUUCUAAAAGGUCAGAGAAGCUGGGGAGCAGGAAGGGAUGCAGCCCAAGGACUUGUUGGCAUGAGUGGUCUGGAAAAGUCUCCUGAAGGGAGUGGAACUUAGCCGCGAAAUAGUGAAGCAAGUUUUCUUCCAUCCUUCCUCCCCUCCCGUUAGCUGCUGGGAAGCAGCUUGUGUUGCAAUGGGCCAAAAUGAAACACUAAUCUUGGCCUUUUCCAGGAAGAGGCUGUCAUGGGGAGAUACCGUAACGGGCAUAGAAAAACAAUCACAAUAGCUUCAGUGGAUCCCCACGUGACCUGGCCAAAUUGGCUGGAGAGGGAACAAGUCUUUCAGGUCAAGCUCAGGCUUUGAACUCAGUAGGAACCAACCCCUGCAGAUUCAGUAACACCUUCUACUUCCAAAUCUUUAUAGCAUGAAAAUCCAAGGGGGCCACAGAUUGCUCUGAGUUAACCACCAGGAGCUGCCAAUAGGAGGGUCCUCCUGCAUCUCUUUCUUAAGGCUUUGGGUUUGUACCUGUACUCUAGAGAUGUGGCCAAGCCCCACUUGUGGUCUGUGUUAGAGGAGCCCCAAAGAACACAGACACGAACCUUGGGGGUGGUAGCCAGGUGUAAAGUAGGGCUUGAGAAGAGUGAGUUCCUAGUACCCAUUUUAGAUUAGACUGCACAGGGGAGAAGACAGGCAGGAUGUGUGAAUCAGGAAAUAGAUUGGUUCUUUGGGCCUAAAUGAGUGUCAAAUCUCCAAAGAGUCAAGUACAUUAAAUUCAUCCCAGCUUGGUGAGGUAGGUGCUAAGUUUUUCUAACAAAGUAGAUGUUUGAAUAAUUGGGGCCUUAGAUGAGUCACUAUAGUGGACUGGGUAUGGAGAGGGGCAGCAUUAUUGAUCUCCUUUUCCUCAUUCUCCAUGUAGAAUUGCUACUAGAGUCUUACCUCUAUUUUCUCAUGGCUAUUUGGCCUUCAACUUGAAAUAGUAUCUAGUAUGAUGCAUGGGUUGGAUAAAGAUGUCAGCCCUUGUAAAAUAUUGCAGUUACUUUGAAAAAAGGCUGGAGUUCUCAACUGGGAUCCCUUCUUACCAGCUACGUGGCCUUGAGCAAGUUGAUGCACGUCUCUCAGGCUGUUUUCUUGUCUGUACAAUUGGCUAGUGUAAACUUCAUGAGGUUAUUGUAAGGAUCAAAUUAGAUAAUGCAUGUAGAGUAUAGCACCAAUAAUUGUUUAUUGUUAUUACUUUUAUUAUCUAACCAAUUGGAGAUGAGGAAAAGUAAUUAUUAGGGGACAAAUAUUGUAUAACGAGCCGACACAAGAGUGAGUGGAAACUGUAACUUGCCUACCAAUGCGGGCUGGAUUCACACUUAGCCAGACGUCUCCAAUAAUGCUCCCAGCCCUAGCAGAACCCCAGUUGCCCUCCGAAUGGUCACUGGAUUUGUCCCUUCCUAUCUUCUCUCCUUCUCCAAACCCGGCCCCAUAAUCCUGACCUUCAUUUCUGCUAGCCCUGGAAUCCUAUGAUUUGCCCUGCUCUUCUUCAGCUCCUCCCAACACUGCAGAUGUCUUUGUUCUCCUAUGCGUUUGGUCCUCCUCCUGCCCCUCAAUCCAAGGGUCCAUCAGUUUCAUGCAAAUUAGGAUCAUAUUCUCUUCAUGACCACUCAUCCUAGAAGGGAAAGCUUGCAAAUGUGCAGAUGGGUUUGGUGUGAGGGUCAGGAUGGACAGAGAAGUGCAUUUAUUCAGUCCAACAUUUUCUAAAUACAAAUUACAUUUUUUAAAAAAGGAAAUUAAAAUAACAAUUAAAUACCAUUUCCCCAUGGCAAAGGCAAGCAAAGAAUGACCGUAUACCCUGAGUAGGUGAGGAAUAUAAUUUGGUAACAUCUUUCUGGAGAGCAAUUAGGCAAUGUAUUUCAAAAGUGUUAACAUUUUCACAUUUUCUUUAUCCUAGCAAUUCCACUCUUAGGAAUUUAAUUGAGAAUAAGAACAAAGAUUUACAAGCUUGUCAUCACAGUAAUUGCCUGGAAAUAGUGAAAAAAUUGCAAAAGAUCUAAGUAUUCAAAAAUAAGGAAUUGGUUGAGUAAGUAGAGACAUCCCUGUAUAGGUUUACUCUGUAGCCAUAAUGGAUAAUAUUGAGAAAUCUAUUUAUGGUCAAUGAAAGAUGUUUGUCAUAUAUUAUCAUAUAAAAAGCAGAUUAUAAAGCACUAUGUACAGUAUUUUACAAUGAGUAUUUAAAAACUUUUUAUAGAAACAGGGUCUUGCUCUAUCACUCAGGCUAGAGUGCAGUGGCACAAUCAUAGCUCACUGACGCCUCUGACUCAUGGGAUCUGGUGAUCCUCCUGCCUCAGCCUCCUGAGUAGCUAGGACUACAGAUGUGUGCCACCAUGCCUAGCUAAUUUUUAAUUUUUUUUGUAGAGAUGGGAUCUUGCUAUUAUUGUCCAGGCUGGUCUUGAACUGCUGGUCUCAGGCAAUCCUCCUGCCUCAGCCUCUCAAAAGCACUGGGAUUAUAGGUGUGAGCCACUGGGCCUGGCCAUAUUUGCACAUUUUUAAAGUUUCAAAAGAUAUGUAUCAAUUUAUACACUAGUAUCUUGGUGUUUGGAGGUUACAAGUUAUUCUCUAUUUUCUUUUCUUUUUUUUUGUAUAUUUUCUGAUUCCUUUAUGGUUAAUGUGAAUUAGUCAUGUAAUUACAAGCCAUUUUAAUUUGCAUUAAAUUACUAGUAACACAUUUUAGGCUUUGGGAAUUCAAAAAAUGAAUAAGAGAAGGAGAAACAACAUUUAUUGAAUUUUUUUUAACAUUUUAGGCAAUGAGCUGAAUCCUUUGUAUAAUUUAAUUCAUUUAAUUUUUACCAUAAUUGCAUGGGAUAUUAUGUUUCCAGUUUACAGAUAAGGGAACUGAGGCUCAUAGAAGAUUAGAAACUAGCCUAAGAUUGUACAUUCAGUGGGAUUUGAAACCAGAUCUGACGCCAAAGAACUUAUCGAUAUUCAUACAGGUUUAAAAUUUUUCCAUGACACCACAGGAGCUUGCAGUAUUAGAGGGGCUCAGAACCCACAAACCCAAAGACUUCAGGUCCAGGCAGACCCAGAUCAGUGGCUCAUGAGUGAGACAAACAUAGGGUCAUGGAGAUGCAUAGAGGGGAGAUCUGGCUGCAUAAUCAGGGAGUGAGAUCUGAUGUGAACUUGAUGUCAGAUUUCAGGAAUCAGCAAUUGAGGCUAGAGCUUUUCCCGAAGGCCAAAGAAUGUGGGUGCAGUGGCAAGGAGGAAGAGUAGGGACAGAUGGGUUGUCUGGAGUAGACGUGGGGAAGUUUCUGACACAGGCAGUACUGGACAAGGUUGUCUGCACGAGGUUUGUUGAUUCAUAUUUCACGGUUAAUCUCUUUGCAUUUAUUUAUUUUAUAGCAUUACCACUUUUGUGUCAUUGAUUUUCACUUCUGAGUUUGCCUAUUUGUUUGAAAUCUCUUCAUCUCAUUUCUAUUAGUUUUUAUACUCCAUUGAGCACUUCUCAGUGAGUGAGCAUUUUCACUUCACACUCAUCAAAGAGCCAAAUGAGGAGAGGAGACACCCUAACUGCAGGGAUUAGGUAGUAGGCUUCAGAGGCAGUGACCAAGCAGGAUCCCUGGUAGGCCACUCCCUCUCCUCUGCUACCUGGAAGCAGAACAAGGCUGGAUCUCACCCUUCUGCUACCUGCAUUUAACUAACUAGGAAGUCAUAUGGGUUAUAUUUUAAAAUAUAUUUUAAAAAUAUGUAUCUGACAAAUGCAUUUCAUGAUCCUAGAUUGGAUUCUGGGUUGGAAAAAAUUACUAUAAAGUACAUUGGCAAAAUUUGAAUGUAGGCUAUAUAUUGUAUAAUAGUUUGUUAUCAAUGCUAAAUUUUCCAAAUUUGUUAAUUAUACUGUAGUUAUAUAAAAAGAUCCUUGUUCUUAAAAGACAGAUGCUGAAGUAUUUGGGGUUAAGGAGCAUGAUGUCAGCAACCUAUUCUUAAAUGGCUAGGCAAAACCAAUAAUAAUGUGUGCAUGUGUGCAGAUUAUCUAUUUAUCUAUCUAUCCAUCUAUCCAACUAUCUAGAGAGAAAUAAAACAAAUGAGGCAAAA
Messenger RNA from Homo sapiens (human), 10338 nucleotides. RefSeq names its product ssemaphorin 4F (gene SEMA4F). Lineage: Eukaryota; Metazoa; Chordata; Mammalia; Primates; Hominidae. The transcript is spliced from 15 exons. Gene Ontology annotation, cellular component: synapse; plasma membrane; postsynaptic membrane. Gene Ontology annotation, molecular function: semaphorin receptor binding. Gene Ontology annotation, biological process: axon guidance. The record is from RefSeq and is a predicted model, not a curated record. The coding region runs from base 131 to 2080 and encodes 649 amino acids.